AUGAUCAUCAAUCUGGCCAGCAAGACAGCGCUGCGCUGCAGCCGCGGUCCGACCGGCACUAGUGGGUCGUCGCUGUCGGUGCAGACCUGGCGCGACAGGCAGUGGCGCAACGCCGCUGCUGCUGCGCCGAACGGGGCCAGGCGCGGCUUUAGAACCACGGCACCGGCCGCUGCCGCGGCAGGAGACGACAACGAUGACAAUGAGAACAACAAGAAGAAGGACGAGCCGGAGUACCGAGAGGACUCUGACGACGACGACGACGAUGACGACUUCAGCGAUGGCGAACAAGAUGGUGAAGAUGUCAUGCCUCCCAGGGAUAUGCCACUGCAAGUCAUGGUCAAGACUGUGACGACGCCAGAGCAGGUGCUGGUGGUGCCCGUCAUCAAAACCUCGAUCAUGCCUGGCACGAUGGGCCGCGCUACCGUGCGUGACCCCGAAUUCCUGAAGGAGCUGCAAGAGCUGCGUCAGAAGCAUCCCUCGCCCUACAUCGGCCUCUUCAUCGUAAAGGACGCCGAAGAGGCAAAGCAGAAGGGUGUCCAGAUCACAACGUUGGAUCAACUGCACCAAACGGGCGUGCUGGGCGUGCUCACCAACGUGGUGCCCAUGCGACCGUCGCAACAAAAGGAUGGAGUCGUCGGCGUCAUCCAGUUCCUGUCCGUGCACAAGCGCAUCAAGAUCGACGAAACCGUCAGCGGCACCAAGCGGCUCGUGGCCAAGGUGUCCGAACUUCAGGACAAGCCCUACGACCCCAAGGACCCGCAAAUCAGAGGCUUCCAGGCCGAGCUGGAGGCCAUUGUCCACCGCAUCGGCGCGAAGGGCGACGUGUUUGCGCGAGAUAAUGCGGCGCAGCUUCUUCUCAACUUCUGGACCUUCCACAAUCCGCUCAACGCUGCCGAGUCCGCCGACUUUGUGGCCGGCAUCAUCACCCACAUCGCGCUUGAUGACGCCGCCAUGCAGGCGCAGCAGGCUGUCAUCGAAGAACUCGACGUCUCCGAGCGUCUGAAGAAGACGCUCGCGCUGACCAAGCGCGAGCUCAGCUUGUCCGACCUGACACAGAAGAUCAAAGAGUACAUGGAGGAGAGGCAUCGCCAGAUGACGCUGCGCGAUGAACUCAAGGCCAUCCGCACAGAGUUGGGCUUGGAGCAGCCGCAGACCGAAACACUCAUGGCCAAGUUCAAGGAGCGCAUCAAGGACAAGCAGGUGCCCGAACACGCCGCCAAGGUCAUCAAUGAAGAGAUGGAAAAAUUCCAACAUCUGUCUCCCAGUUCGACGGAAUACAACGUGGUGCGAACCUAUCUCGACUGGCUCACCACCCUGCCCUGGGACACGCUCACCAAGGACAACCUGGACAUGCACCACGCCGAGAAGGUGCUCGAGGAUGAGCACUACGGCCUGAAGGACGUGAAGGAGCGCAUCCUCGAAUUUAUCGCUGUCGGUGCACUCAAGGGCGAAGUUACCGAUAAUGACCGGGAUGGCGUGACGUGCACAGGCAAAAUUAUUUGUCUGGUGGGUCCGCCCGGCGUGGGCAAGACCUCAAUCGGCAAAUCGAUUGCGAACGCACUGCAGCGCGAGUUCUUCCGCUUCUCUGUCGGCGGCAUGACCGACGAAGCAGAGAUCAAGGGCCACCGACGCACGUACGUCGGGGCGAUGCCGGGGAAGCUGUUGCAGGCCCUGAAGCGUGUCAAGACCUCCAACCCCGUGGUGCUGCUUGACGAGGUGGACAAGGUGGGCACGUCGAGCUACAAGGGCGAUCCUUCGUCCGCGCUUCUCGAAGUCCUGGACCCCUCCCAGAACACCAAAUUCCUGGACCACUACCUCGACGUCUCCUACGACCUUUCCAAGGUCCUGUUCAUUUGUACGGCCAACGUACUGCACACGAUCCCGCGGCCGCUGCUCGACCGCAUGGAGGUCAUUCGGCUGUCGGGCUACGUCGAAGAGGAAAAGGUGGCGAUUGCUGAGAGGUAUCUGGUCCCGAAGGCUGUCUCCGAGGCUGGCCUGUCGGAGAUAAAGGUUAAUUUCGAGAGGGAGGCCCUCCACAAGCUCAUCCAUUCCUACGCCAGAGAAGCGGGCGUACGCAAUCUGCAGCAGCAGAUCGACAAGAUCAUGCGCAAGGUGGCCCACCAGGUCGUCGUCGAGCAGGAGAAGCGCCAGGAGGGGGCCGUUGAGGGCAGUGACGGCAAGAAGGGCGCCAAGGGGGGCGUACGCAAGGGGCGAGGCAAGAAGAAGUCGACCCAGGAGCGGGCCGACGAGAGCGCGCAGCCGGGCUCGUCGGAGGCCCUCACCCUCGAGAAGGACCAGCACGGGGCCAUCGUCAUCAAACCCGCGGGACUCGGCCAGUUCCUCGGCAAGCCUCCGUUUUCCAACGACAGAUACUACGACACCACCCCGCCCGGCGUCGUCAUGGGCCUCGCCUGGACUUCCAUGGGUGGUUCGACGCCCUACAUUGAGACGGUGGUGGACAAGCACCAGCUGCUGGUGAGGAAGGAGGAGAAGAGGAAGAGGAGGGAGGCCAAGGAGAAGGAGAAGAACAAGAAGACGAACGACGAUGUGGCAUCGUCAGAGUCGCCGGCCACGGCUUCUUCGGAGGACGACGCGGAGGAGGAAGGCGGCAGCGGCAGCGGUCGGCUGAUCACCACCGGCCAGAUGGGAGAAGUGAUGCAGGAGAGCUGCUCCAUCGCCUACACCUGCGCCAAGAUCUUCUGGAACAAGCUCGGCCAGACCCACAAGCAGACCGCCACCUCGACCGCGACCUCGACCACCACCACCACGAGCUCCUCUGCCAAACGUGCGCGCUCUCCCCAGGGUGCAACGCAGGGUGAAGACGAGGGGUUUGACGAGGGGUUCUUCCGCGACGUGACGCUCCACAUGCACAUCCCGGAGGGCGCCACGCCCAAGGACGGACCCUCGGCCGGCAUCGGAAUGGUGUCGUCUCUGCUGUCGCUGGGGCUGGGCACGGCCUUGCGGCAGGACGUGGCGAUGACUGGCGAGAUCACCCUCACCGGCAAGGUGCUGCCCGUCGGCGGCAUCAAGGAGAAGGUCAUCGCCGCGCGCAGGGCCGGAGUGAAGACGCUCGUGUUCCCCGAGGGCAACCGGAAGGACUGGGACGAGCUCGAGCCCUUCUUGCGAGAAGGUCUGGACGCGCAUUUCGUGGACUACUACGGCGACGUCUUCCAGGUGGUGUUCCCCGACGCGCCCAAGGAGUAUCAUCAGGCCCUGAGGCGCACCUCCGCCUGA
Acanthamoeba castellanii str. Neff is the source of this 3234-nucleotide messenger RNA. RefSeq names its product ATPdependent protease La, putative. Gene Ontology annotation, molecular function: serine-type endopeptidase activity; ATP hydrolysis activity; single-stranded DNA binding. NCBI's taxonomy places the organism in Eukaryota, Discosea, Longamoebia, Acanthamoebidae. The record is from RefSeq and is a predicted model, not a curated record. The transcript is spliced from 21 exons. Bases 1 to 3234 code for a protein of 1077 amino acids. Gene Ontology annotation, cellular component: mitochondrial matrix. Gene Ontology annotation, biological process: proteolysis; mitochondrion organization; protein catabolic process.